Molecule: messenger RNA, 213 nt
Organism: Ostertagia ostertagi
Lineage: Eukaryota; Metazoa; Nematoda; Chromadorea; Rhabditida; Trichostrongylidae
Source: the annotation of a GenBank genome assembly
AUGAUGACGACACGACGACACCCACGCAAUCAUCUAAAACUUGAAAAACACCGAAAAUGCUCGAAGAUGAAAGUGCCAAAUCUGCCAAGGUUGGAACAAAAGGGAUUGUGUGCGAAAGCGAAAACUCUGAACAUAAGAAAGGAAGCUGAAACACAGCCCACGCAUGAAGAGGAAACGAACGCUGUUCAUCAUGUAGCAGAUGCAAACGUGGUA